UUUGAAGGAUCAUCUAGCAGGCCACCUAAUAAGUAUAAUGGUUUUAAUGACUACUCCAAUUCCAAGUAUGGAAGAGGUGGUGAUGGACGCAUCCAAUUUGGUGAAAGAUUUUCCCAAUCUGAUGGAAAUGCUCUGGGAAUGAGGGGAAGAGGGCCAUCUUGGAGAUCUGACAUGUCUGAAGGGUGGGAUCUUCCUGGUUAUGGUGCUUCUAGAAAUAAUAGCCAGGUUUCCUCAAGGAGGGCUUUUGGAGGUAGUUCUGCUGAUGGAAGAUCACCGAAAUCUGUGCAUGAGAGUGAUCAGUCAGGAAACAGGAGAGCUUGGGAUAAAGCAGCACUGCCCAUCCGGCUUGGUGAGGGACCAUCUGCCAGAAGUGUCUGGCAAGCUUCCAAGGAUGAAGCUACCUUGGAAGCAAUUCGAGUUGCUGGUGAGGACAAUGGAGCAUCUCGAGCAACGAGGGUAGCAAUCCCUGAAAUGACCGCAGAAGCUCUGUCUGAUGACAAUGUUGGGCUAGAGAGGGAUGCCAUCUGGACUUCUUGGACUAAUGCAAUGGAUGCCCUUCAAGUAGGUGACACAGAUUCAGCCUUUGCAGAAGUAUUGUCCACUGGUGAUGAUAUUUUGCUUGUAAAGCUAAUGGACAGAACAGGUCCUGUAAUUGACCAACUUUCAAGUGAAGUUGCAUGUGAAAUUGUGAAUGCCAUUGGGCAAUUCUUGCUGGACCAGAACAUGUAUGACAUCUGUUUGUCUUGGAUUCAACAGGUAUGACUUUUUCUUCUGUUUGAAUUUCCGUUCUUCUUGUCUGAAUAUGUGUAUUCUGUAGUCACAUGAAUCCUCUCAUCAAAAUAGCACCUUAAAAUAAUUAGGGAUGAUUUUGGUAUUUCUUUAUAUUUUUUCAGUGUCAACACUAGUAUAGUAUGAAACCAUGA
Vigna umbellata (rice bean) is the source of this 923-nucleotide messenger RNA. The record is from RefSeq and is a predicted model, not a curated record. NCBI's taxonomy places the organism in Eukaryota, Viridiplantae, Streptophyta, Magnoliopsida, Fabales, Fabaceae.